GAAAGGAAAAAAGGUCGAGAGCGCUCGCGAGAUCUCACAGCACCGGACCCGAAAGGUUCCGGGGAAGUUUAGGGGCCCAGAGGAGGCCCUGGGGCCAAUGGCCGGAGCUGGGCCGACCAUGCUGCUACGCGAGGAGAACGGCUGUUGCAGUCGGCGUCAGAGCAGCUCCAGCGCCGGGGACUCGGACGGGGAGCGGGAGGACUCGCCGGCUGCGCGCGCCCGGCAGCAGCUGGAGGCGCUGCUUAACAAGACUAUGCGCAUCCGCAUGACCGACGGACGGACGCUGGUCGGCUGCUUCCUUUGCACGGACCGCGACUGCAAUGUCAUCCUGGGUUCUGCGCAGGAGUUCCUCAAGCCGUCGGAUUCCUUCUCUGCCGGGGAGCCCCGUGUGCUGGGCCUGGCCAUGGUACCCGGACACCACAUCGUUUCUAUUGAGGUGCAGAGGGAGAGCCUGGCGGGGCCUCCGUAUCUCUGACCACGGUCGCGCACGCCUUUGCAGACUUCAUUAAACCCAUGACCG
This is a messenger RNA of Lepus europaeus (European hare), 520 nucleotides long. It is a transcript of the gene NAA38, whose product is annotated as N-alpha-acetyltransferase 38, NatC auxiliary subunit. Lineage: Eukaryota; Metazoa; Chordata; Mammalia; Lagomorpha; Leporidae. Gene Ontology annotation, cellular component: NatC complex. The transcript has 3 exons. Gene Ontology annotation, molecular function: RNA binding. Bases 98 to 475 code for a protein of 125 amino acids. The record is from RefSeq and is a predicted model, not a curated record.